GUGUCUGAAGUUUCAUGAUGAAUAUUGGUUUCACAUUUUAUUGCUUACGUGAGGAAAUAUCAAUUUGGAACUCGAAUUUGUAUUUGAGUUAUGAUGAGGAGUGAGGUAGAUUCGCAUUAUUGAAGAAAGCGAAGAAAAAGGAUGCUGCUAUGGCUUGCUUGUGGCUCUUUCUUCUAUUGGCUAGUCUUAGGCAUGAUAGUUUCAAUUUCUUUUGGAAAGCAAGUGCGGCUCAGUCAUAAGUGUUAGUAAUAGCAUGAAGUAAGUUGUCGGUAGCCGGCAUUAGGUAAAAGGAAAAGUUUCUCAAAAGCAUCCAGAAAUAUCAUAGAAUGGUGAUCGAGAUCACCUUCACGGGAAUCAUCCUUUGCAAAUUGGGGGAAGGGAACCAAUCAAGUCACCAAGAAGUUCCCGAAACUUGGUUUAGUAUUAAGGUUCUUCUCUUCCAGCAUUUAGUAUUCAAGUUCUUCUCUUCCAGCCCCCCGGCCCCUCUUUGAUAAGGAAAGUUUUAAUUUCUCAAAUAAAAAAUGACAAAUAUGGUUCGAUGGCUCUUCUCCACUAGCAGGUUUACUGCUUUCUAUUUGCACUUUUGUAUUAAGUUUCCUUAUAUAUACGAUUUUUUAUUAUUUUCUAUUUGUCUAUUUUUAUUUAUAGUACGUUUUAUUUCGAUUAUUCUUCUCCCAAUCUGCAAUCUUUUCGGAGCCUCCUUCAUUAUUACUCUUCCUCCAGAGAUUCAGGAUCCCCAAGCUCUAGCUCAUUUAGCAGGGCUAAACUUCUAUCUGAGCCUUUACGAGCAGGAUCCUGGAUGGGUUACGUUCAUUCAGAACGAGCUUAAUCACAAUACCCCUCUGGAGGACAUACCUGGACGGCUUAAGCUCUUCCCAAUGGAAGAAAAGUUGUCUAGUAUGCGACAAGAUGUCAUUCAGGAAUUUGUGGCGCUUUAUCAAAGAAUAGGGCCUUAUCUACUGAUCGAGCCCUACUUGGUCGAUGAAGCGCUUCGUUCCUAUCUGGACCAUAUUCACGCAACUGAUUCUUUCACUAUUCUCCAAGCGUCUUAUCAAGAUCUGCGGGAGAAUGAGGGAGGAUCUGUUUUCUUUAGAGAUGCUGUUUCCCACAACCGGGAUCUCCUUGAGGCGGAAAGCUCCGCAAGGAGGUGCCUGGAAGUGGAACAGAGGAUCCGAUGGGAAGAAAUCCCCAAGAGCAAGGCAAGUCUCGAAAGAGCUGAGCAUGAGCAUGCUCUCGACUUGUUUAAGUCGGAGGAUCUUAGAAGGGAAUUAGAAAAGAAAAGAGCGGGGUAG
Triticum aestivum (bread wheat) is the source of this 1292-nucleotide messenger RNA. RefSeq lists its product as uncharacterized. Bases 522 to 1292 code for a protein of 256 amino acids. The transcript has a single exon. Lineage: Eukaryota; Viridiplantae; Streptophyta; Magnoliopsida; Poales; Poaceae. The record is from RefSeq and is a predicted model, not a curated record.